AUGUCAACCAGCCGUCGAGCAUUGUCUUGCACAGCUCGGAUACAAAAUAUUCUGGAUGAGGAUCUCGAAACAAAUGUUCCGUAUUUUCCAAGUGAAAUCCUGGUUCCAAAACUUGAGGCAAAUGAAACCAAACUCAGAGUUUGUGCCAUUGAUGAUUAUUAUGGUAUAGUGGGCAUCAAUCAGAAGGACUUUCCUACAAAACUGCAAUCUCGAGUUGAAAAACCUCCAUUUCUGUUUCCAUUUGAUUCCACCCGAACGAGAGGAAACAAGCAUGCAAGUCAGAGGGAGACGAUGCGCUCAGCUUAA
This is a messenger RNA of Ilex paraguariensis (yerba mate), 306 nucleotides long. Lineage: Eukaryota; Viridiplantae; Streptophyta; Magnoliopsida; Aquifoliales; Aquifoliaceae. The record is from the annotation of a GenBank genome assembly.